UCUCAGUGGUUAUUACUGGAAAAGCAAGAAUCUGAAGCAUAGACUAAGAAUUUUGAAUAAUGAUCAGAAUACUAAGAAUAGCUAUGAAAUUUUGGGUCUCAAAAAUACCGAAAAGGAAGGAUCUGAUUAUGUUGCGAUUGAUGAAAUUUCAAGUUCCGAAAAUGAUGGUGAAUCCGAAUGUGAAUUCCAAGAUAUCCGAAAAAACGGUCGAUUCAACUUUUCUGAUUCCGAUAAACUUGAAUACGAAGGAAUCAUGAUUGAUAGAAAAUCGGAACGGUGCAUUGGAAAUAUCCGAAUUAUUCAUUUAUCUGGGAGAAGGACAAAUGCAGAAAAAUACAUCAAUCUCGCCAAUAAAUACAAACUUUUAUGGUUAAGCACUCAUUUUUCUUCUGCAAGAGUUGAAGAGCUAUUACCGAAAUCAUUUGAUUACAAGACAACGAUUUUUAUAAUAAGCUCAAAUGAAGGAAGUGCGAAAAAUUUUGGUAGACUCGAAGCAGAAUUUUUUGAAGUUGUUCGUAGUAAAAAGUUUGGCAUUCUACAUAAUAAUGGAGGAUUUAUCUUUAUUGCUAUUUCUGUCACGACAAUCCAGUGUUCUAUUUUAAGAGAACGCUUAACAAGCAGCGUUGGCAUCAUCUCCGAUUUUAAAUUGAGAUUAUUGAGAUUACUUAAGAUAUUACUUAAUGCAAAACCCAUUGAGGAAGAAGACUUCGAACUCGACCUGGAUGCAAUUAUU
Ambispora leptoticha is the source of this 733-nucleotide messenger RNA. Lineage: Eukaryota; Fungi; Glomeromycota; Glomeromycetes; Archaeosporales; Ambisporaceae. The record is from the annotation of a GenBank genome assembly.